AUGGCAUCAAAAAAAAAAGAUAAAAAUAUUAAUAAUAAUAUUAAUAAUAAUAGUAAUAAUAAAAAUAAUAAAACUAAAAUUAAAUACACACUGGAGGAUAUUUUAGUUGAUUUCAAUUCAUUAGAAGACAAGUAUAUGUGUGAAAUUUGUGCCGAAUGUUUAUUUAAAGAUUUAAAUAAAAUAGAAGCAUUCCAAUGUAAAGAGGGUCAUGUUUUUUGUACGAGUUGUUGGACCCAAUCUUUAGCAAGAAAAAAAGAAUGUAUGGCUUGUAGAGCUCCAUGUGAUUUUAAAACUUUAUCAAAAAAUAUAUUACUUCAAAAACUUGGUUGUAGAAUGAUAAUUUCUUUUGAUGAAUUAGAAAGUCAUUUAAAAAAUUGUCUAUAUGAAUUUAUAGAGUGUCCUUUUAAUAAAAGUACUACCCCAAAGGAAUCAAAAUGUUACUGUAUAAUUAGAAAAAAUUUAAUUAAAAAACAUCAAGAAGUAUGCACUAUAACCAUUGGUGUUUGCACAUAUUGUCAAGUUGAUUUCGGAAAAAAAGAGAUUUUAAAACAGCAUCAAGAUACAACUUGCCCAAAAUAUUUGGUUAAAUGUACUCAAGAAUGC
Messenger RNA from Dictyostelium purpureum, 603 nucleotides. RefSeq lists its product as uncharacterized. The transcript is spliced from 2 exons. The record is from RefSeq and is a predicted model, not a curated record. The annotation marks the transcript as partial. NCBI's taxonomy places the organism in Eukaryota, Evosea, Eumycetozoa, Dictyosteliales, Dictyosteliaceae.